CAGACGUCGAUAAGCACUUGCAUCGGCCAGGCUUAAUAAUCAUUCAGCUUUUUGAUAACCGAUAACAGUUAAUUUGUAAUACUAUAUUUUCUAUUUUGAAAAUAUAAUAAUAUAUUUUACUUGUAAAAAUGUGGAGAGUAUUUUGUGCUUUCGUUUUCAUUUCAAUUUUCGGCAUCAACGCGGCAGAUGAUGUGGGAGUUGAGUUGCCACAUGUGGAAUUCAAGCCAGUCCGGGAAUUAUCUAACGAUAUUCCGACAUGUCGGGAGAGCGACCUGAACAUAAACGAGUGCAUCAAGCAGGGCCUUCAGCAGAUAACGCCACGCAUGAAGUACGGCAUCAGUGAGCUCAACAUACCGCCCCUCGAUCCCUUCGAGAUGGGUAAGAGUUCCUACAACUACAAUGCCGGUGUCAUCCAGGGUCGCAUUUCCAUGAAGAAGGUGGUCGUUCGGGGAUUGAGCGAUGGCAUCGUCGAUAAGGUCGACUUCCGUUUGAAGAACAGGCGCGUCCGCAUGGAGAUUCUGUCGCAUGUUCCUCAGAUUCUGGUUGAUGGCUUCUACAAGGCUGACAUUAAGCUGAACGACCUGAAGCUCAACCCCAAAGGUGCUUUCAACAUUACCAUGACCAAUGUUGCAAUGAGGGCAAGACCAAUGGGAGAACUAUAUGACCGUGAUGGUCACACAUAUCUGCGUCUAACUAAACUGGAGACUGAGCCCAAAGUGGAAGAUCUGCAUUUCUAUGCCAACGGUCUGGUGCCCGAUCCAGCUCUGAACGAUGUCAUCUUGGACUUUAUCAAUCAGUAUUGGCGUCAGCUCUAUCAGGCCAUGCUACCCGAGACGUUAGCCACCUGGCAGCCCAUGAUUUUAAAGUCUUCAAAUGACUUUUUCGCUGCGUUACCAUUCGAUAUGCUUGUCACCAAGAAUUAAGUUCUCUUGAUCCUAAUUGCUUUACUUAAGUCGUUAUCAUUUGUUUUUACUGCAAUAAAUAUUAUUAACUAA
Molecule: messenger RNA, 995 nt
Organism: Drosophila serrata
Lineage: Eukaryota; Metazoa; Arthropoda; Insecta; Diptera; Drosophilidae
Gene: Jhbp14
Product: Juvenile hormone binding protein 14
Biological process (GO): multicellular organismal reproductive process
Source: RefSeq, a predicted model, not a curated record